Molecule: messenger RNA, 883 nt
Organism: Drosophila arizonae
Lineage: Eukaryota; Metazoa; Arthropoda; Insecta; Diptera; Drosophilidae
Gene: fh
Product: frataxin
Biological process (GO): intracellular iron ion homeostasis; iron incorporation into metallo-sulfur cluster
Cellular component (GO): mitochondrion
Molecular function (GO): ferric iron binding; iron chaperone activity; 2 iron, 2 sulfur cluster binding
Source: RefSeq, a predicted model, not a curated record
UCCAAUACGUAAUGUUUGCAACAAAUUAUGUAUUUUGGGAAAAGAAAUGUUUUGUUUUGUAAAGAAACACUUUGUUGUUGAUACUUAGCAAAUGUAUUAGAUAUUCUCGUUGAUCAUAGGAUGCCUUGACUCCUCGUCCCCGACCUGGACUAGACUAAAAUCUUACUCAAUCAGUUUACUUUCAACACUAGACGGGAGCAGAAGUUUACCAAAAAUAAUAUAAUUCGUAAUAUAUAUUUUUAUUGUAAAUAAAACGCAUAGCUUUUGGGUUUUAUAGAAUGGAGAGAAUACGUUUAUUUAUACGUGUCGGGCAGGCAAUCAGGAGGACUCACCGCUCCAAUCAUAUCUCGGCACUUGUUCGUCGCAACUUCACGCCCUCGUCGGUGGACAGCGACAGCAGCAGGGGCCAUGGGAUUGGUAAUGGCAGAGCAUGUCGGCACUGCAGCAACCAGCUCGUGGCGGACUACGUUGUGGAUGACGUGCUAUAUGACCGUGUCUGUACGGAGACAUUGAAUUCACUGUCCGACUACUUCGACGAACUCAUUGAGAAUGCAACAGAACUGAGCGGCGCCGAUGUGAUCUUUGGGGAUGGUGUGCUGAGUGUUAAUCUGGGCACUGAUUAUGGUGUCUAUGUGAUCAAUCGGCAGCGACCCAACAAACAAAUCUGGUUAAGCUCGCCCACAACCGGACCCAAACGCUUCGAUUAUGUUGUUCCACCGGGCCAAACUAACGGCUAUUGGGUCUACAAGCAUACGGGCGUAACACUGCAUCAGGUGCUCCAAGAUGAAAUCACACAAAUCAUCAAAUCGCUGUCCAUCAACUUCAUGACUCUGCCCCAUUGCAACUGAGGCGCAAACAUGUUGCAAGUGUUGCAAAUUGAAAA